AUGGAGCAGGCAGCGCCCUGUGUGGCCUCAGCUGCCCAGGGUGAAGGUGACAGGUGCGGGCAGGUGGAGAAUCGGGCUGGUGAGCUCAUGGCAAAGGCGUUCGGGGCAGUGCCCCGAGGCUGCCUGGUCUAUAAAGCUCCCUUCGCACUCCAGCCUGCAGCAACGCCCGUCAGCGCCAUGGCGACCCCUGAUGCCGUGCAGGCGACCCCUGAUGCCGUGCAGGCGGCCACAGAGCUCAUUGAACAGCGCCUGGCACAGGAAGAGGAGAAGGAGAAAAUCCAGGGAGCACCUCCCGAGAAGAUGGCCAUGGACAUGCUGGUGCUGGAGGAGGAGAAGCGCCAUGGUGCUCAGAACCCAGCCUUGCAGAAAGUGAAGGGUCAAGAACGCGUGCGCAAAACGUCCCUGGAUCUGCGGCGGGAGAUCAUCGAUGUGGGGGGCAUCCAGCACCUUAUCGAGCUGCGGAAGAAACGCAAGCAGAAGAAGAGGGAGGCACUGGCCACCCAGGAGCCAGUCCCGGAGCCUGAGGAGCCGACCGGCCCUGUGGAUGACGAGAUGUUCUUGAAGGCAGCGGUGGAAGGGAAUAUAAAAGUCGUUGAAAAGUUCCUGAUUGAUGGUGGCCCUGUGAACACCUGUGACCAGUUCCACCGUACAGCACUGCAUCGAGCUUCCCUGGAGGGCCACAUGGACAUCCUGGAGAAGCUUCUAGAAAGUGGGGCCACUGUGGACUUCCAGGAUCGGCUGGACUGCACAGCCAUGCACUGGGCCUGCCGUGGAGGGCACCUGGAUGUAGUGAAACUCUUGCAAAGCCGAGGAGCAGACACCAACCUCAGAGAUAAGCUGCUGAGCACCCCCCUGCAUGUGGCAGUCCGGACGGGGCAUGUGGAGAUUGUGGAGUACUUUCUGUCCCUGGGUCUGGACAUCAAUGCCAAGGACAGAGAAGGGGACAGUGCCUUGCAUGACGCUGUGAGGCUCAACCGCUACAAGAUCAUCAAGCUGCUGCUCCUGCAUGGGGCUGACAUGACAACCAAGAAUUUAGCAGGCAAGACCCCCGCGGACCUGGUGCAGCUGUGGCAGGCUGACGCCCGGCAAGCUCUGGAGCACCCUGAGCAAGGUUCAGAGCAGAACGGGCUGGAGGGGUCUGUUGAGAGCCGGCCUGGAACACCCCAGCCUAUAUCAGCCCAAUAAAUGCCUGUCCCUGUGCCACCAGAAGGUCAGCAA
Molecule: messenger RNA, 1218 nt
Organism: Suncus etruscus (white-toothed pygmy shrew)
Lineage: Eukaryota; Metazoa; Chordata; Mammalia; Eulipotyphla; Soricidae
Gene: ANKRD2
Product: ankyrin repeat domain 2
Biological process (GO): regulation of transcription by RNA polymerase II
Cellular component (GO): nucleus
Molecular function (GO): RNA polymerase II-specific DNA-binding transcription factor binding
Source: RefSeq, a predicted model, not a curated record